Molecule: messenger RNA, 654 nt
Organism: Aspergillus welwitschiae
Lineage: Eukaryota; Fungi; Ascomycota; Eurotiomycetes; Eurotiales; Aspergillaceae
Exons: 1
Coding region: 313-624 (103 amino acids)
Source: RefSeq, a predicted model, not a curated record
AGCUUGCUUGGCGCAUUAUGCAGCCCCAAAAGGAACGCGAGCCCGUAGUUCAAUAGGAACCGAUCCUCGGAGGAAGGCUAGCUUGCUGAAACCCUGGACUGGUGGAGCUCGAACAGCUCAGCAGCGCUCAGCAGGUCUGUCUGUCUGUCUGUUGGAAUCGAUAGGUAUUUUGUGUGUCCGCUAGCUUUCUGAUCGUUUUGUCCGUUCGACGACACAAACACACCACUGCAUAUCUAUCUUGUAGCACCUUUUUCUCUUGUCCUUAUGUAUCAAUGACUAAUUUCUCCUGACCGUCUUCGACUCAAUCCAAGCAUGCAUGAUUCAUCCCCCUUUGUUCGAGCCAUUGCCCGAUCCCGUAGUGGAAUGCCGCCCUCGGCAGUCUGGCCAGCCCUAUGCAGUUGGCCUCGCCCAGAAGGAUCACGCCGUGCAACUUGGACAGGCAGCACCAUUUUUUACCUAAGCCGAGAAACUAAUUAUGGGCAAUCCAGGGCCGCCAACGACCACGACCCUGAAGGCAAGGAACACCCACUUGAAGGCCGAAUUGGAAAUCAGGUGGAUGUCAACCAUGCAAGGCUGGCCAUACUAACCUCAUGGAGCAGGAUUUGGGUCUGGAUUCCAAACUAAAGGAGGUCCCAAUGUCGAUUAUACUUGGCA